This is a messenger RNA of Didymodactylos carnosus, 4314 nucleotides long. Lineage: Eukaryota; Metazoa; Rotifera; Eurotatoria; Philodinida; Philodinidae. The record is from the annotation of a GenBank genome assembly.
AUGGAACCACAGGCAGGUAAUGAUAAUGAUGCCGCUGAAGUUGUGGACAAAAAAGCCAAAGAAAAGUGGGAAAUGGAAAAAACGGCUGUACAAAAUUUCCAAGAACACUUUGUUCAGCAAAAUAUCAAUGUGAACACUAAUCGUGAAAAGAUAUCUAUUAUUGAUGUUGAAACAGGUCGUCAUUUUCGUUAUUCAAGUUCCAUAUGGUGGUAUUCAUGGAAUGAAGCAUUUAUUUAUCGUCAGAUCAAUAAUAUUUUACGUAUGGAAAAUAUUGAAUUAUUAAUAUCUUAUCGUUAUUUUAUUAUUGAUCUAUGUCAAAUGAUUAAAAAACGUUACCAUGAACAACGGAAACAGCGACCAACAAUGGUCUAUCGUGCUGAAUGGAUUGAACAAGGUCAGUUUGAUAGUCUAGAAGAUGCAUCAACAGAAAAAGAGCAAUUGCAAUUAAUAUCAAUGAAUGGAUUUAUCUCCACAACAACUGAUCGAACAAUAUCCGAAUUAUAUGCUAAUAAAGAAUGUACAAGACCAAAUGUUGUAGCAGUUAUCUAUGAAAUUAGAAUUGAUCCAUCAAAAUCAUGUACUGAAUUUGCUUUAAUUGAAGAUAUUUCAUAUCAUCCAGAAGAAAAAGAAGUACUUUUUAGUAUUGGUGCUGUUUUCUCGGUUGAUUCGAUUCAAGAACCAAAAGCACCCAAUAAUUUUUAUACAGUUCAAUUAACAGCAUGUGAAUACAAUGAAACAAUUAUUGAUGAUGUGAAAUUAAAAAUUCGAAACUAUACACAACCAGAGUUAUUUAUUUUAAUAGGUAAAUAUUUGAUUGAAUUAGAGCAAUAUCGUACAGUUAAAAAAACCUUUAAUGCUCUAUUAGAGAGUAAGCAAAUAUUGGAAAAUGGUCCGUCAUUAGUUUCUGCUUAUAAUUGUAUCGGUAUGAUGCAUUCAAGAAUGGAUUUAUAUGGCGAUGCGAUUCAAUAUUAUAAACAAGCAUUAAAAUAUCAAAGCAAAUUUGAUUUAUCUGAUAAUAAUACAUUAGCUGCAUGUUAUAAUAAUAUCGGCUCUGUUUUAUUGAAACAAAAUUACAUUGAUGAGGCUUUGGCAAAUUUCAAUGAAGCAUUACGUAUACAGAGUCGUGAACCAUUAGAUAAAGAACAAAAUUUAGUAUCGAUAUAUUCCAAUAUUGGACGCGUUUAUACGAAGAAAGAAAACUAUGAUAAAGCAGAAGAAUUUUUUAUCAAAGUUGAAAAAUUAAUUGAUCAAAACAAAGAUGAACUAACAUAUGAUGCAUUAGAAAAAUCAUUGACUAUAGCAGAUGCUAAGCUACAUCAUGCUAUUUUAAAAGGAAUAAUGGACAAGGAUUCUGUCAGUGAUGUGUCCCUAUAUUAUAAUGUCCCACAGACCUAUGCAAAACUUUUGCCUUUUAGUCAUCCAAAACAUACAAACGCUUUAAAACACUUAAUUAUUUCAUCAAUUCUUUCAGGCAAGUUUUGUUACACAGAAGAGUUGGUCGAUCGUGUAACCAAAUUGCAAACAAUAAAUCGUCGGAAUGUAUUAGAAUUAUUUAAUCUAACAGCAUGCCUUUACGUUCAUGAAAAGAGCACAAACUUUAGAGACUUCAGUAAAGCCAUGAAUAUUUGGAAAAAAAUUAUUAUUCGAAUAAUGAAUACUGAAUUCAACACCAAAAAUAAUUACAAUGUUAAUAAUGUUAUAUAUGAAUCAUACGAAACUGCCAUAGCGUAUUAUAAAAAGCAAGAAAUAAACUCGCAAGUAUUGUUUAAUCUUGGAAUACUUUUCACAUUACAAGAUGAUGUUGAGAAUGCACUUUCAUAUCUUACUCAGGCGAUGACUAAUAGUGAUUUAGAUAAAAGUGAUGUAUUCCUUUGUUUAAUUAUUCUUGGUAAUCUAAAUGUACUAGAACAAAAUUACUCAGCUGCCGUUGAAUAUUAUAAUACAGCUACACUUGUAAGCAACGAAAAUAUCAGCAACGAAUAUAUCAGCAAUGAUUACAUGAAGAUUGAAUUAUACUUAGCAAAAGCUAAUUGUGAUAAGAUAAAUGCAUUGCAAAUUUUAAUACAUCUGGUAGAAAAUAUGAAAUUGCUAAAUAAUGAUUUAGAUGAUGAAAUUAUUAAACAACGAACAAUGGCUUAUGAAAAACUUUCACAUGAACUGAUGAAACGUAAAAGCUAUACUCUAGCAUUUAUAUAUGUGAAUAAAGCAAUAAAUUUAAAAUCGAAAUAUUUGUCAAAAAAUCAUCCACAUUUAGCUCAAAGUUAUUUAUUGAUUGGUAAAAUUUUUGAAGAAAAAGGAAAUUUUAAUAAAGCAUUAGAAUCCUACGAAAAAGCACUGGAAAUCCAACAUGUUAAUCUUCCUCAAAAUCAUGCUGAUAUAAUGAAUGUAAAACUUGAAAUCGGUCAUUUAUACUGUAAAAUGGAAAAACUGGAUAAAUUAGAGGUCUUUUACGUUACUAGAGAUCAGUAUAACAUACCUGAAUGUAAUGCAUCGAUUACCAUUCUAUUGAGUGCUACAGCUGAACUUUAUCGCAAGCGAAAAGAAUACUGGUUAGCACUACAUAGAGAACAAGAAUCAAAUAAUAUUCGACAGUCACAGCUGUCUCAGAUUAUUAUACAAACUGUGAAACAAAAACCAAAUAUUACAAUGGAAAAACUUAAGCAAUUAUUACCAACUACAAAAUCGAUGUUAAAAGUUAUUUUACAAAAUUUGUUAUAUAUUUAUAUGGAAUUAAGUAAAAUUCAAUACAAAACGCAAGGAGGAAAUGGUAAAAAAGAGGAAGAUGCUAAGAAUGAUUGGAUUGAAAGUAAGAAAAAAGCACGAAAUAUCAGAUCAAAAUUAUUUUCACUAUGGACAAUAGAAGAGAAAAGGGUGCAUCACACAGAUGAUGAAGAGAAUAUGCUGUAUAGAAACGAAGGCAGUGGUCCCCACAUAAUAGCUAAGUUAAGACAGAAGAAAGAGCGAUAUCAAUCGCUCAUUCAUAAAGAAAAGAAAAAAUUGUUAAAUUUAACAAAACAAAAACCAGUUGAUUUCUUAACAAAUACAGAUGGAAAUCUGCAGUUCAUUUCAGAAUUUCUUGCGAGUUUUGCUUUGAAAAAGUUGUCAUCGAUUACCGAAAAUAUUCUCAGUCGGUUAUACAUUGAUUGUGGUACCAUUUGUAUUCAAUUAUUCAAUUAUUCGGAAGCUAUACAAAUGUUUUUCCAAGCAUUUCAAUUACACAUAGAAGACGUACAAAAUACAACAACAAGAGGUAACAAAAUAGUUGAUGAUUUUAUUGAUAUUUUACAAACGUCGUCUUCAACAUCAAUUACUACGAUUAUUGAUACCUUACAUGCUAUUUUAUAUUACUAUUUUCCAGAUGAAAUAACCAUGAUGAUAAAUGAUAAAAUAUGGUUAUUAUUGAACAUCGCUAUGCUACAUCGAGCGCAUGAGGAAGAUGAAACCGCUAUUAAGUACUACAACGAUGCACUACAGCAGCUAUUAGCCGAUAAUAACGAAAAGAAAAACUAUUUAAAAAUUGCUGCAAUACAAUUUAUAAUUUUAGGAUUGUUUCGGCCAGAACAAAAAGAAGCUGGUAGUUUGUCAUUACCCUCAUCAUUAUUAUCGCCCAACGAUGCAUUGUUGCUAGACAGAUUGACAAAAAAAAGUACAAAAGAAGUCGAAAGAGAAUUUAAUGAGAACGUAUUCCGUGAUCGAAUAUUGGCACAAAAUAAAUCGAUUGAGUUCUAUAAAGAACAUACUAUUGGACAAUGUUUAACAGAUAUCGGUGAUCAUAUUGCUGGUAUUGCAUAUUGGACAAAUAUAUUAGAAGACCAAGAACAGCAUGUAUCAAAAAUUUUAAUGAAGAUAAUUAGUUCUCCAACAUCAACUGUCAGACAAAUUUAUAAUGAAAUGAAACGAAUGGACAUUGAGUUCGUUCAACAAUUAAAAUCAAUAGCACAAAGUUAUAAAAAAAUGGCAGUUGACACGGAAGAAGAAGCAAACAAGGACAUAUUAAGAGAUAUUGAUAUGGCUAUUAAUGAAUAUGAACAAUCAGGAGAAUUUUAUGCAAUAUCGAAAUUCAUAAUGUUAAUUAGUGGUGAUGACUGUAAUCAAAUCGAGCUGUAUAAUAAAGAGAUGUCAAGACUAGAAAUAAAUUUGCGAAAUGUGAAAAGGAAUUACUAUGGUGUAUGUAGCAAUUGUCAAGAACUACUGGUUCCUGUUCAAUAUAAAUGUACAACGUGUAAUGAUAACUAUAGUCUUUUCCAAACGAAUCUAUCGUCCAAAGAUAAGGAGUGGAGCUGGAAAUUCGGCGUUCUUUUGGGAUCGGUUUGA